This is a messenger RNA of Sphenostylis stenocarpa, 207 nucleotides long. Lineage: Eukaryota; Viridiplantae; Streptophyta; Magnoliopsida; Fabales; Fabaceae. The record is from the annotation of a GenBank genome assembly.
AUGGGGAAGAAGUUUGGGAUGGAGAAGAAGUUUGGAAUGGAGAAGAAGCUAAAUGAAGUUAAGGAAGGAGAAGAAGUUAAGGAGGAUGGAGAAGAAGUUAGGGAAGGAGAAAAAGUGAAGAAUGAAGAACAAGUUAGGGAAGGAGAAGAAGUUAAGGAUGGAGAACAAGUUAAGAAGGAGAAGAAGAAGUUAAGGAUGGAGAAAUAG